Nerophis lumbriciformis (worm pipefish) is the source of this 2333-nucleotide messenger RNA. It is a transcript of the gene atg16l2, whose product is annotated as autophagy-related protein 16-1. The record is from RefSeq and is a predicted model, not a curated record. Gene Ontology annotation, molecular function: protein binding. NCBI's taxonomy places the organism in Eukaryota, Metazoa, Chordata, Actinopteri, Syngnathiformes, Syngnathidae. Gene Ontology annotation, biological process: autophagosome assembly.
GCUAUCACGUGCAAGAGGAAGAAAAACAAACAGCUGUAAAAAGAGAAAGAAAGUGGCAGAGAGGCGGCGGUCCGGCGAAGAUAGCGAACUUUGGAGUAGCGUGGCGUGCUUUGUCAUGUCCGGACGUCGUGAAAACAUCUUUUAGCUGGGGGCUGAAGUCAUGGAGGACGCCAAGAUGUGGAAGCGACACGUCGUCCGUCAGCUGAGGCGCCGAGACCAGCAGCAGCAGCACAUGUUCCGCGACCUCAUCGGCUUCUACUCUCGACUUGUGGAGAAAACCAGUCUGACCAACUUGAUCCUCCGCUGCUCCGUUCGAGUUCCUGACAGAAGCAAGUCGCCCUCAAGUCCUCUACUGGAGAUGACACAUCUGGAGAAGACCACUGGAGAGUUAGCUUAUCAAGUGGUGGAACUACAGAAGCAGAUGAAAAUCAAAGAGAACAUUUUGGAGGAUCAGCGGGAGAGGCUGCUGCAGGAGGAGCGUCGGCUGAAGGACACGCUUGACGUCCGCUAUCAGCUGCGGACACGGGUGGAGCGGGUCGAAGAGGACAACCGACUUUUGAAGAAGAAGUACGACGGCCUGAUGGAGCAACAGAGGUGGGCGGAGUCACAACUUCGGGAGGAGAAGGUGCGAGGAAGUCGCCUGCUGGAGGACAUGAUCCACCCCAAACAGCAGGCCGCCGCCCGCAUGAACACCCGCAAUGAGAGGCGCUCCAGCUCCUUCAGCCUUGCCAACCUGAGGCGUUUGCCCUUCAAAGAGAGCUCGCCAGAAAAAAGUCACGGUCGCCUUUCGAGGUCAGCUUCGGAAUCUUCGCCGAGCAUUCUGACCACCAUCAAAGAGCUCUUUGAGAAGAGGCGGGGCCAAAGUCUCUGUGGUUUGGAGGAGGACCUGCUGUGUCCUGUCAGAGUUUCUAUGUCAGCCAGAGUUCCGGUCCGCGCCCUUCAGGUCCUGGACGCACAUGAACAGGGAGUCAACGCGGCCACUUUCUGCUCCAGCUCCGCCCUGCUGGCCAGCGGAGGAACUGACAGGAUGGUCAAACUGUGGCACGUCAGAGCAGGUGCCCUAAGACACAGGGCCAGCCUGGACGGUAGCACGGAGGGCAUCACCUGUGUCGAGUUUGACCCGACGGGUCGCAGGAUUUUGGCGGGGUCGUACGACAAGUCUGCUUUGAUGUGGCGUUUGGAUGACCCCGUUCCCAAGCUGACUCUGACAGGUCACAAGAGGAAGGUGACCGCUGCAAGGUUCAGUCUUCAUCAGGUGGUCACAGGAAGUGCAGACGGGACCAUCAGACUGUGGGACCCCCACAGAGCCGCCUGUGUUCGGCUGGUGGACGUGCCGUCUUUCUGCAGCGACGUCGUCUGCUCCGACAACCUCAUCAUCAGCGGACAUUUUGACCACAAGAUCCGAUUCUGGGACGCCAGGCUGGCCAGCUGCGUUCACGAGCUAGAAGCUCAGGGCAAAGUCACGUCAUUGGACCUCAGCGCCGACCGCCGUCAGCUGCUCAGCUGUUGUCGUGACGACGGCCUCCAACUGCUGGACGUGCGCAGGUGUAGCGGCCAGAGCGCCGCCUUCAGGGCCGAGGGCUUCAAGUGUGGCAGUGACAGCACCAAGGCGGCCAUCAGCCCAGACGCUGGCUUUGUGGCGGCUGGAUCAGCAGAUGGCGCCGUCUACGUGUGGAACGUCUUCAGUGGCAACUUGGAAACACGCCUCGCUGACAAACACAGCGCGGCCAUCAGCGCCAUCUGCUGGUCACUGUCCGGCGAGUAUGUGGCCAGCGUUGACAAGAGGGGGCGGGCGGUCCUCUGGAGUGACAUCUGAUGUCGCCAUAGCAACUGUGGAACAAAAGGACGUUUUUAGAUCUCGGGUCAAGACAAAAUCUUCCUGUGGAUUACAAUACAUCAAAGAAACCAACACCUACAUGCGGCUUCCCAACCUACACAGUGGAGUUUCACAAGCCUUCUGAUUGGUAAGAUCAAAGACAGCUUUUGUCCGCUCGCCGGGAACUCAUUGAAACAAAGUUUUGUGAUAACUUAGAUACAAUUAUUCUGACAAUGCUAGCAUGCAUCAAGUACCAAAAUAUGACUGACGUGUAUACCUAGAAAAUGAGCUAAAAAUGCCAGCAUGGUCACGUUAACAAGCUAAAAUGUGUCAUUCGUCAAGUAGCAAAAUAUUCGACGCUGAGGUGUACAUCUGUUAAAUAAGCUAAAAUGCUAACAGCAACAUACGUCAAGUACCAAAAUAUAUUACUCCGAGGUGUGUACCUGGAAAAAAGUGUAUAAAAUGCUAGACCGGGCUUUCUGCUCCGCCGCUCCCAGUUUGUGGAACGCUCUCCCUG